Messenger RNA from Ilyonectria robusta, 507 nucleotides. RefSeq lists its product as uncharacterized. The annotation marks the transcript as partial. The record is from RefSeq and is a predicted model, not a curated record. The transcript is spliced from 2 exons. Lineage: Eukaryota; Fungi; Ascomycota; Sordariomycetes; Hypocreales; Nectriaceae.
UUAUCUAAUGAGAUGCUUUUCCAGGUCCUAAAGUUAUUCUGGGUUUGGAUUUGUAGUUUCUGGGCCCUCAACCGACUAGGCCGCCCUUUGUAUGUUGAGUUGGAUAUUCAAUUUCCUGCUACCAGCUCUAGAGAGGCCUUCCUCGUCUGGUUCCUCAAGCAGCUUCCUUUUCGAGACUCGUUCAUUACAGUAAGGAUAGGACUUUUAGCUACCUUAGACUGGGCUUAUCUUAGAGGGUACUUCUUUAUGAAUCUUCCUUCCUACCUAUAUCUUAUUAAGGCCCUUAUUGUUGUCUUUGUCGGGGUUAUCAAUCUGGUUAUAUGUUGCUAUUGUAUCUAUAGCUAUCUCUUGAUAACUACCCGCUUCAACGAAUAUAUUCUGACCCCUUUUUAUGCUUGUACUUCGGCCCCGGGAUAUAUAAAUGGGGUGUAUGCUAAUUGCCUUUGGUAUAACCGGACUAAUUGCAACUGGAAAUGCCUCUAUAGGUAUAUAGCUUUAGGUCGUUAA